AUGACUGGUGUUGUGAUUGGAGCCGAUGCAAAUGCUCAUCACACAAUCUGGGGAAGCUCGGACAUAAAUGAAAGAGGAGUAGAACCUACUUUUAUUAUUGCAGGCAGAAAAGAAGUUUUAGAUAUUACGUUAACUACUGAAAACACAGAUCUUGAGAUUAAGGAUUGGAGAGUUCUUGAUGAACACUCAUUCUCUGACCAUCGUUAUAUUCAAUUCUAUAUAAAUCUACAAUGUCCAGUUGAGAAACCUUAUCGGAAUUACCGAUCCGGAGCAGUUGCUUUAGCCCACUUUGAUGGCUCUGGGGUUGAUGAAGCGGUGUGUGCAAUGGUUGCACGUGUGCAGGAGCUUGCCUUAGGCUAUCCAGAAGGACGUAUUGAAUUACAAUUAAUUGGUGGCUACAAAGAUCCACAAUCAUAUGGUGAAGAUGUUUUCUACAGCAUAAUGCAAUCAUUCCACAAACAUCACCUCGAAAUUGACUUAACACAGGCCUGUGUUGGAGACUUAAAUACCAUUGUACGCGGUGACAUUAAUUUCCCCAUCAUCUAUGGCGUAGGUGUAAAUAUAAAUACCGGUGAAAUAUUUCCAGCUACUUUCCCAGAGAGAGGUCCAGAUAGGCAAUUAAGAGAUGCACGCAUUUUUAUGGGAGCACAAACGGUACUUGAUGUAUACGACUCUUCUUUGGGAAUGCUACGUAUUGGCCCAUUCAAUUAUGAUCCACUUCGUGGUGUAGAUUUAUGGCUAUCACAAACUGAUGAAUUUAUUUUACAGCAUUUAUCCUCAAGUCCUGAUGUGGAACCACCACACUUUGCUAUGCAUAUGCGCGCAACCAUUAAAUUUAUACAAGAGAACCAAUUUCCCGCUAUUACUGUAUUCAGAGAUAAUCGGCCACGCUAUUAUAGACGCGAUGAAACUACGGGUUACUGGACCAUUGUUAGAUAUUAAAUAAAAUUAAAACAACAAAUUGGAAGCAAUUAUUUGAAAUGUAUAUAAAAGUAAAAUUUGUU
Molecule: messenger RNA, 1004 nt
Organism: Teleopsis dalmanni
Lineage: Eukaryota; Metazoa; Arthropoda; Insecta; Diptera; Diopsidae
Product: protein N-terminal asparagine amidohydrolase-like
Exons: 6
Coding region: 1-942 (313 amino acids)
Biological process (GO): ubiquitin-dependent protein catabolic process
Cellular component (GO): nucleus
Molecular function (GO): protein-N-terminal asparagine amidohydrolase activity
Source: RefSeq, a predicted model, not a curated record